Podospora pseudocomata is the source of this 764-nucleotide messenger RNA. Its product is annotated as ribosomal protein L36. The record is from RefSeq and is a predicted model, not a curated record. Gene Ontology annotation, cellular component: cytosolic large ribosomal subunit; ribosome. Gene Ontology annotation, biological process: cytoplasmic translation. Gene Ontology annotation, molecular function: structural constituent of ribosome. NCBI's taxonomy places the organism in Eukaryota, Fungi, Ascomycota, Sordariomycetes, Sordariales, Podosporaceae. Bases 251 to 574 code for a protein of 107 amino acids. The transcript has 5 exons.
CACCAAUUGGAAGCUGACAUUCACAAGCUCCGAAGGCCCCUGUGUAUUGCCAAGCCUCUGCGGGAAGUGCAGCCACAGAUGGUGGGACACCAGCCGCUCAGCUGACUGCCAGCUGGUCUCCGCCAAGCUCUUGAGCUCCACUCGAACUUUUGCCCUGAAAACUUCAACCACACAAAACUCCAAAACUUCUCCGAUUUCCCUUUCCUCUCCGCUCAACGUCACGACGACAUUCACGCCAUCAACCAGCACAAUGGCCGCUACCAAGGAGACUCCUCGCUCUGGCAUUGCCACCGGUCUCAACAAGGGCCACAAGACCACCGCCCGCGUCGCCAAGCCCCGCGUUAGCCGCACCAAGGGUCACCUUAGCAAGCGCACUGCCUUCGUCCGUGACCUUGUCAAGGAGGUUGCUGGUCUCGCUCCCUAUGAGCGCCGCAUCAUUGAAUUGCUCCGCAACUCCAAGGACAAGCGUGCCCGUAAGCUCGCCAAGAAGAAGCUCGGUACUUUCGGCCGUGCCAAGGCGAAGGUCGAGGACAUGAACCGUGUCAUCGCUGAGUCUCGCCGCGCUGGUCACUAAGCGUAGCGUCGUCUUGAUGACGAUGAAAAGGGUGGAAAUGGGGAGGGAUAUUAUGAUGGAUUCUCGGAGUAUACCCUGCUGCUGAGAGGAUAUAAAACCCCAGUAGUCCCUCCGGACAGGCUUUAGAUAUUGAGACCAGAAUCGACCUCACACUUACCCUUGGUGGAACCAAAAAUUGAUAUCUUCUGCU